Messenger RNA from Dendrobium catenatum, 983 nucleotides. RefSeq lists its product as uncharacterized. The coding region runs from base 36 to 764 and encodes 242 amino acids. The transcript is spliced from 3 exons. The record is from RefSeq and is a predicted model, not a curated record. Lineage: Eukaryota; Viridiplantae; Streptophyta; Magnoliopsida; Asparagales; Orchidaceae.
AUUGGAAAAGAAGAAGAGAACAGAAAGCUGAAAUCAUGCCCUGCUUUGUGCCCUUUAAGAACAACUUAGACCUCACUUUCUUCGUGCUCCGGUCGGUUAGUAUUCUCGAUGACGAAAUCAUUCAUUCCAUGAAAUGUUUCUCCUUCCAAGCUGAGGAUCUCGGCUGCGUUUACAGCUCAGUGAUGAAGAGCAUUCAUGGAAACUUGAUUGUCUGGUAUGGUGCUUGGAUCAAAAGGUCAGAGGAAAACAGACAUAUACUGAAUAAAACACUGUUAUCAGCCAUAGAAGACCUAUCACAUCUUGCAGUUCUCAUACAGCACGGAUUUUACAGCGUCUACGCUGGAGAAUCCAAAGACGGCCAGCAAAAUGCCCGGUUCUCUACAGGCGACACCAUUUUACUAUGUGGAAUGGUCCCUGCUUCUGAAGAUAGCUCUGAUCUUUCUUAUGCUUGCAUGGCAAUUCUUCGUUCGAGCUUCAAUAAUGUCGAGGCAUCCACAGCUGGUGUGUGCCUCCAGUGCCGUGAUAGGCCCAUGGUGGCCAUGCUCCACGUCUGGAAGUCCUUGCAAUCUUGCUACACAUGGCUUAUUACUGCAAAUUAUCGCAGGACUAUCCGGCCGUACAUCAGCAACUUCAGCUAUGAAGCUCAGUUUGACAUUUUCAAGGUCAUCUAUGUUAGCUCUGAUGAUGUUCUAAACUGUGAGAUCUCCCAAUCAAAAUCUGUAAUUGGAAGUAGAGUUGGAAAGGGUGAAGUGCAGUCAGAUUGAAGAUCCUGUACAAAGAAUUUGAUAGCCACAGAAUGUUCAACAUGUUUGUAGGCCUUUUCCUAUUGCUAGUUGCUUUUGAGACGUUUUGGUAUGUUACAGUUAGGUAUCAGUCGAGAAGUAACAUUCAGGAGAACUUAAAAUGACCUUUUACAGUACAGGUACUCACAAGUACACUUUGGAAAAAUAGAAUUUAUUAUGAAAAAAUUCAAUGUCCAUUUC